Molecule: messenger RNA, 3414 nt
Organism: Syzygium oleosum
Lineage: Eukaryota; Viridiplantae; Streptophyta; Magnoliopsida; Myrtales; Myrtaceae
Exons: 25
Coding region: 209-3040 (943 amino acids)
Source: RefSeq, a predicted model, not a curated record
AGAAGAGAAGGUCGCCUUCAUCAUCGUCUCGUCGGAGAAACCGAAGGGGCGAAGGAGGGAGAGAUCUCGCCGUCCCCUCGCUUCAAGCCCUAACCCCGCCGCGUCUCCUCCCCCCCCUCGAUCGGCCGCCGAGCUUCGGUCGAUUCGGGCGUGCCGCGGGACCGCGAAUCUCUCUGUUGCGGAGGAUCGCCCCCGGUCGCGGGAUCGAAUGGCUCGUCCGUCGGCCGGCGGCUCGGGCAAUCGCCGGCGGGUGGAGCUGAUGAUCUCCACUCUCCUGCUGUGCCUUGUGGUCAGGUCGUUUGGAUCCCCCGUUGGGAAUCGUAAAGGCGGGAGGUCUUCGGUGUUUUCGCUGUUUAACCUCAAGGAGCAAAGUAGGUUCUGGAGUGAAUCUGUUAUACGCCGCGGUGAUCUUGCGGAUUUGACCAGCCCUGGCAAAAUGGCUCUUCUCAACUAUACCAGGGCAGGCAAUAUUGCGAGCUACCUCAAGCUUCUGGAAGUUGAUUCUAUUUACCUUCCUGUCCCAGUCAAUUUCAUAUUUAUAGGAUUUGAUGGGAAAGGGAAUGAAGAAUUCAAGCUUCAUCCUGAAGAACUCGAGCGCUGGUUCACUAAAAUCGAUCAUAUAUAUGAGCAUACACGAGUUCCUCAGCUCGGAGAAGUUCUUGCUCCAUUUUACAAGACAACUGUUGAUAAAGAGCAACGGCAUCACCUUCCUAUCAUCAGUCAUGUAAACUACAAUUUUUCAGUUCAUGCCAUCCAAAUGGGUGAGAAGGUAUCUUCUGUUUUUGAGCGCGCCAUAAACGUGCUAGCGCGCAAGGAUGAUGUCUCUGAACCCAGGGAAACCGAACAUCCUCUUUGGCAAGUAGAUGUUGACAUGUUUGAGGCUCUUUUCACUAGCCUUGCUAAAUAUCUUGAACUUGAAAAUGCAUACAACGUUUUUGUCUUGAAUCCCAAACACGACAAGAAAAUAGCUAAAUAUGGCUACAGGAGAGGUUUAUCCAAGUCAGAAAUUGAUUUUCUUAAGGAGAACAAGAGCCUACAAGCGAAAGUUCUUCAGACUGGAGGCAUUCCUGAAAGCUAUCUUGUUCUUGACAAGAUAAAGAGGCCUCUGUAUGAAAAGCAUCCAAUGGCAAAAUUUGCUUGGACAGUGACCGAAGACACUGACACGGCUGAAUGGUAUAACAUUUGUCAAGAUGCACUCGAUAAUGUCGAGAAGCGGUAUCAAGUGAAGGACAUUGCAGACAUGAUUGAGAGCAAAGUUCUGCAGUUAUUGAAAGGAAAGAAUCAGGAGCUUGUACUUGACAAGGAAUUAAAAUCUGGAGAUCUCAGUGGUCUUCAUCCUGAAUGUCUUACAGAUGCAUGGAUUGGAAAGGACAGGUGGGCAUUCAUUGAUUUAAGUGCAGGCCCUUUCUCAUGGGGCCCUGCUGUUGGUGGAGAAGGUGUGCGUACAGAAUAUACUCUACCAAAUGUGACAAGAACAAUUGGUGCUGUUGCAGAAAUCUCAGAAGAAGAAGCUGAAGAUCGUUUGCAAGAUGCAAUUCAGGAAAAGUUUGCCGUCUUUGGGGAUAAGGACCAUCAGGCCAUUGAUAUUCUUCUAGCAGAGAUCGACAUAUAUGAGCUUUUUGCAUUCAAACAUUGUCAGGGAAGAAAAGUUAAGCUUGCCCUUUGUGAAGAACUUGACCAGAGAAUGGAGGAUUUAAAAAGUGAACUCCAAGAAUUUGAAGGGGAAGACAAAGAUGAAAGUCAUCGGAGAAAGGCCAUUGAAGCGUUGAAACGAAUGGAAAGCUGGAAUUUGUUCAGUGAUACUCAUGAGGACUUUCAAAACUACACAGUUGCUCGCGAUACUUUUCUGGCUCAUUUAGGGGCGACCUUGUGGGGAUCGAUGAGACACAUCAUAUCACCUUCCAUGGCUGAUGGAGCAUUCCAUUACUAUGAAAAGAUAUCCUUUCAGCUUUUCUUCAUAACCCAGGAGAAGGUUAGACACGUUAAGAAGUUACCGGUUGAUCUGACAGCUCUCAUGGACGGACUGUCCUCUUUACUUUUACCCUCUCAGAAACCUAUGUUCAGUCAGCACAUGUUACCACUUUCUGAGGAUCCUGCUUUAGCAAUGGCUUUUUCCGUGGCUCGCAGAGCAGCAGCGGUCCCAUAUUUACUCGUUAAUGGGACAUACAGGAAAUCUGUUCGGUCCUAUCUUGAUUCCUCAAUUUUGCAGUAUCAGUUACAGAGGCUACAUGAUCAAGGUUCCCUUAAAGGGAUGCACGCCCACAGCAGGUCAACCCUGGAAGUUCCAAUAUUUUGGUUUAUUCAUAGCGAUCCUUUGUUGGUUGACAAGCAUUAUCAGGCAAAAGCUCUUUCUGAUAUGAUUAUAGUAGUACAAUCAGACUCACCAUCGUGGGAGAGCAAUCUGCAAUGCAAUGGGGAGUCGUUGUUGUGGGAUUUGAGGAGGCCAGUGAAAGCUGCCUUAUCAGCUGCUGCAGAACAUCUUGCUGGUUUGCUUCCUCUUCAUUUGGUUUACAGUCAGGUCCAUGAAACUGCAGUUGAGGAUUGGGUUUGGUCGGUGGGAUGUAAUCCCUUUUCUGUGACUUCUCAAGGUUGGCACAUUUCAAGGUUUCAUUCUGAUAGCUUUGCUCGGAGCUAUAUCAUUACAGCACUCGAGGAAUCAAUACAGCUCGUCAACUCAGCCAUCCACCUUUUAGUUGUUGAGCGGACCACUGAAAAGACGUAUAAAAUAUUUCAGUCACAGGAGCGCGAGCUAGUGAAUAAAUACAAUACCCUGGUUGGGCUUUGGAAAAGGAUCUCAACAAGUAUUGGAGAAUUGCGCUAUACAGAUGCUUUGAGAUUUCUGAAUACGCUGGAGGAUGCAUCUAAAGGGUUUGCUCAUCAAGUGAAUUCAACCAUUGCGCUGCUUCAUCCCGUCCAGUGCAUGCGAGAAAGGAAAUUGCAUGUCAUCUUCGAUAUGAGUACGGUCCCAGCUUUUCUCGUUGUCGCAGGAGUUCUCCUCAUUUUGUUAAAGCCAAAAAGACCAAAGCCGAAAAUCAAUUGAGGGCGCCACCGAACGGACUCUCUGGACGGUCCUAGGUGGUGCAUACUCUCUGGCAACUGCUAACUGCAAAAUUCGAAUUGCUAAGUCAAGAGGGAAGUUACGUCUGCAAGUCGAGGCCAGUUUUUCCGUGGCAAGUACAGCCUUUGCGUGCGCCAGCCGUCUGGUCGAGUUUUUGUGAACCGCCAUUCAUCAUAAAGUUGAAAAUCGAUUGUGAGCAUAGAGUUGUCAACAGGAAAACCGACUGAUUUAGCACUUAAAUUGUAGGGUUAAGAGAGGAGGACACCAUCUGCAUUUUUUUAGAAUUUUAAGUUUUGACUGUAAUUUGUAUGACAAUUUUGUUAUUGCAAGGGUAAACUCUGAUGUUGGUCCUCUAA